Molecule: messenger RNA, 3369 nt
Organism: Zeugodacus cucurbitae (melon fly)
Lineage: Eukaryota; Metazoa; Arthropoda; Insecta; Diptera; Tephritidae
Exons: 4
Coding region: 343-960 (205 amino acids)
Molecular function (GO): transmembrane monodehydroascorbate reductase activity
Source: RefSeq, a predicted model, not a curated record
UUGGUUAUCUAAAAGAUCUCUUUAUGUUUGCUGCUAACUUGCUAAUUUCGUACAAUAUUAUUCAUUCCAUUUCAAUAUGUAGUUGAUUUGGUUUUGAAAUUUCAAAUAACAUAUGUAGAGGAGUCUCACUAUUUUUCCAACAACCGGCGCGCGCACAUCGUUUUCCGGCAUUUCGAAUAUUCGUAAUUUUAAAUGUGCUUGUGAUAUUGAAGGAAAUCUCUUCGAAGUGUAGUGAAAGCGUCAGUGUGGAAUCAACAGUGGUGAAAUCGAAACAUACGGUUUAUUAGAUUUGGCGAAUUGGAAUAAUAAUUUAAUUACUAAUUAAUUACUAAUAAACGCACAAUGGUCAUCAGCAGCUAUACGUGGAAUCUCGCCAAUCAAUGCUUCAUUUUGGCCAUAACCGUUUGUCUGUCGGUGAAAUGUGCGCAAAUGAAAUUCCAAAAGACCGCAACACAUGCCUUUCUCUGCACGCUUGGGUUUGUUUUUCUCUCCGCUGAGGGCAUGAUGGUGCGUUGCAACAACAACUGGCUAACGCGCUCCUUGCAUCCGAAUACAAAGACAAUGUUGCAUUUUUGGUUGCAACUAAUCGGUGGCAUUUUAGGGGUGGCUGGUACGUUGCAGAAAUCGCUACCUAAAGAACACCAUUUUCGUUCGUGGCAUGGAAAACUAGGUUUAGCUGCCUGUGUGUUCUUUGUGAUCAACUGCCUCUCAGGCUCUUUGGGUCUAUAUUCCUGGAAUUAUCGUCAGUAUGUGUCGCCGUUUGUGAAUGACUUUGUACACAAUUUUCUUGGUUUGCUAACAUUUGUGACUGCAAUGCUAGCGCAAUACACCGGCUAUAACACAGGCUUCUUCCGCCGCAACUUAAAGGAGCAUGAAAAGUUCUAUAAAUACCUAACGGCGGCCGUUUUGGUGCUGACUACAUGGGGACCAUUAAUGAUAUUUCUGGGGAAACUUUAUUAGUUUUAGAUAAUAUUUAAGGAUUAAGCAAUAAGUCUACCUUUUAAAGGAUAUGUGAUUGUACAAAGUUCGAAUUUAGAAGCGUGCUUGUGGCUUAAAUUAUGAAAUAGCUAAUGAGUUUGUAAUUUUUUAUUUUGUAGCAAUUGUAUUUUAUUAGUUAUCGUUGUUGAGCAUUGUAGUGGUUUCUGUGUAUAAGAUCUAAGCUAACUUGUUCAUAUUUUUAUUUUACUAAAACGAUAGUAAACUAACCUAACAAUUGAAGAAAAAAAUAUUUUAAUGAAUUAAUUAAAUUAAAUGAGAGAGAUGCUCAUAUGAAUGAUACUAAUAUGAAUUUAUGAUAUUUAGAAUAACUAGACAAAUUAUUUUUAACACAUUGAGUGCCAAGGGGUUUUGACGAAAACCUUCCCCGGGUGCCUAGCACAUUUUUUUCUAUAAACUGGUGUAAAAGUAGAAAAUAUUCAGUUCUGCGCCAAUUCCGGAUGAUUUUAUGGUUUAUUUUGGAUUAUAUAACGGUUUUUUUUGUCGCAUGUUUCCUUACGACAUGGCACUGCAUGAUGGAAUUGCAAACGUAAAAAUCGAUGUCGUACGAAAAUGUGCGACGCGAUUUUUUUACUAUUUCUUAUUUUUUUCUUUUUACACAUUUUAUUUAAAUUUUUUAUCAUAUGGCUAAAACUGUUUGCGAGAUCUGAGAAUCUGAUUUGAAAGGUCAGGGUCGAUCUUUAUAUGUAGACAACUUUUACACAAGCUAUGAAUUGGCUCGUUCAAUGCUAGAUCAAAAAACACAUGUGGUCGGUACACUCCGUGCCAACAAGAAACAUUUCCCAAAAGAAGUUAUGGUUGCUCCUAUAAAGAAAGGCGAAGUAGUGGCUAGAGAAGAUCCCUAUGGUAUAGUUGUUCUAAAGUGGAAAGAUAAACGCGACGUCAAAAUGCUAUCCACGAAACAUGCCCCGAUAAUGGUAUCCAUAACAGAUGGAGCACUAUUUAUCCUGCACAAUCCUGCAGAGCCUUCAACUAGUCAAGGAGCGAGACGUAAAAGACGAGCAACAGAAAAGCCACUGGCUGUGGUAGAAUAUGGGGAAAUCAGGCAUUGAUCUUUCCGACCAAAUGGCUUCAUACGCAAAUACCCUUUGCAAAGGGUUAAAAUGGUACCGAAAGCUGGGAAUUGAACUUUUACUUGGACUUACCGUGGUAUAUGCCUAUACUGUGUAUAAAGCAGCUACGAAUAGAAACAUUAAUAUACGAACAUUCCGUGAACGCGUUGCUAUGGGCCCACUAGAUCUCGCAUCCCCGCAGCCUGUAUCGCAAUCAUAUAUUAUCACAAAAAGAGUAGAUGAAAAUAAUAAAACCAUCCGACGUGCUUGUGUUUUAUGCUACGCUGAAGCAAAAAGAAAAUUUAGUCGAAAGGAAGCAAGAAAGAAUAUCAAAAGGACAACUACGUACUGUCCGCAAUGCCCCAACACUCCCCAAUUGUGCAUUGAUUGCUUUCCAAAAUAUACACAUCUAAAAAAUUAAUGUAAAAAAUCAAUGUAAUUGAAGUUAUCAUAUCCUAAUUUUAAUUUUUCAAUAUCUUUUUUAUACUUUUCUUCCGAAAUAUCGAAUGGGUUCCAAUAAGUUUUCAAAAUUAAAAAGAACCUCCGAGUUUUUAUCAUAAAAACCGCAAAAUUGAAGAUAUCUCUAUGAAACUUGGACCAAAAUUUAGGGCAAACUUUAGGCUACUAGAAAUACAUUUAAAAACCAACCAACCAGCGUCAACCAAAAACACAUGGCAAUACCUAAGGCCAGACAAUGCCUGUCGCACGAAAACGUGUAGCCAUGGCACUCAAUGUGUUAACAAAGCCUGUUUUCCCUUCCUCCACAUAAAUGCUUGAUCCAAUGUCCAAUAAAAUGACAACCCUGUUGUGUACAGCUACCAUAUACGCUCGUAUAGUAAGCGUUGGGUCACCAGGUACAAAAAUGUACAUUAUUCAUGGCGACCGACUAGUAAUCACAGACAAAUAAGCAAUCCAGUGUUUAUUCAUUUUUACUAUCUCUAACUGGCAUACCUCUUCUUCCAGUAUAUAGAAUUGUCAAAAUCAAGCUAUUGGUCGUGAGUGUUAUUGGUUCUCGUACUCGUACAAAAUGGCGCGAGUAGCGCUCUUUGAGCACGGAAUGGGAUGCACUCCUAGCUACCUACUCGUAAGCAAAAGUAAUACACCACAGUAGAUCUCAAAGUAUAAUAAAACAGUUUUCAUAUUUUUUUUACAUUUUUAUUUUAUUAGAACCAAACAUUCCUUUAUGGAUAGGGUUUAUCGUAGUUGGUAUACAUAUAUAUAUAUAUAGUAAUUGAGAAAACCAUUUUAAAAGCCAUUUAUAAAGUAAAAUGUGAUUGUUUGGAAAAUGUAUAUAUGUAUAUGUAAAUAAUAUGAAAUAUAU